This is a messenger RNA of Aspergillus chevalieri, 1644 nucleotides long. It is a transcript of the gene zrfD, whose product is annotated as putative plasma membrane zinc ion transporter. Gene Ontology annotation, biological process: zinc ion transmembrane transport. The coding region runs from base 1 to 1644 and encodes 547 amino acids. The transcript is spliced from 4 exons. NCBI's taxonomy places the organism in Eukaryota, Fungi, Ascomycota, Eurotiomycetes, Eurotiales, Aspergillaceae. Gene Ontology annotation, cellular component: plasma membrane. The record is from RefSeq and is a predicted model, not a curated record. Gene Ontology annotation, molecular function: zinc ion transmembrane transporter activity.
AUGAACUGUCCCUCGCGCACCGACGAUGACCUUGUCCAUCCCGAUUGGAACCAGAACCCGCCCUAUCUCGCCCCCGAUCUCACCACCCGCCAAGACUUGAACGGCAUCUCCAACGCUCGGGAGUUGCAGGACCGCGCGGGGCUGGUCGGAGUGUCCUUUGCAGGCUGGGAUGAAGGAGGAAUAACGGCUGCUAGAGAAUCAGGACGAGAGAAGAAAAGUCCCGGUCCUCAGGGAGCGUCUCUGACUCUGUCAGGACGCUCCAUUUCCCCGACCAGCAGCCAUGCUGCUAUAUCAGGGGACAAACUAUUAAAUACGAAUCAAGCAUGGAAGACGGCCAAAGAAUGGGCAUUGUGGCUGCUGUCCGUUGCGGUCGCAUCGACUAUAAUUUCCCAUAUUCGACACCCAACAAGCAAUGCCGGAAUUGUCAACUUGGAACCACCUCCACGACGUCUCCCUGAACGGUCGACCUGCGAGGAAGGCGGCGUCAAUGGCGAUGAAUACAACCUUCCCUUGCACGUCGCGGGUCUAUUCAUCAUCUUGUCCGUAUCGACGCUGGCCUGUGCCUUUCCCAUUCUUGCCGUCUGGUUUCCCCGUCUGCGCAUUCCACCUUCUUUUCUCUUCUUCGUCACCCAUUUCGGAACAGGGGUGUUGAUUGCGACGGCGUUUGUUCACUUACUUCCGACGGCGUUUACCUCGCUGGGGGACCCAUGUCUGUCGAGUUUCUGGACCACAGACUACCCCGCGAUGCCUGGGGCCAUUUCGUUGGGUGGCAUCUUUCUCGUUACGGUGAUUGAAAUGGUGUUCAGUCCCGCCCGGCAUUGUUGUCGACCACCAACCGAACCGGUUCGCCAAAGUACCCCUCAGGUGCCCCGAAUCGACAUCACGGAGCCGCCCAAUUCAGCCGCCAAUCCAAAGGCUCCGGCGGCGAUGCUGGACGGCAGACACCUGAGCGACCUGGGACCGCUCGUCGGACGUUCUUCCAGCAUGAGUCGAUCCAUCAAGGGGAUAGGACAGGAUCAUGAAGGUAUCUCGCGGGUUCCAUCAGCCCCCGAGCAGUCUCCACAGGGCUGGGAGGAACGGAAGACAGAAGCUGUUGAACAGGAUGUCGAGCGCAGCGACGAUGAUACCUCGAGUGUGCCCCCCGAAUUGCAAGACAAGAAAGCAGUGAUGCAAGUAUUUUUGCUCGAGAUGGGAAUCCUUUUUCACAGUGUGUUUAUCGGCAUGUCCCUCAGUGUGUCUGUUGGGAACUCGUUUGUCAUUCUUCUUAUUGCCAUUGUGUUUCACCAGAGCUUCGAAGGACUCGCGUUGGGCGCCCGCAUUGCGUCGCUGAACUGGCCACGAAAGGCCUACCAGCCAUGGGUCAUGUCUCUCGCAUAUGGAUGCACGACACCCCUUGGUCAAGCCAUCGGCCUCGCCACGCACACUCUGUACAGUCCCAACUCGGAAGUUGGAUUGCUCCUGGUGGGCACUAUGAAUGCCAUCUCGGCAGGCUUGCUGAUCUUCGCAUCGCUGAUCGAACUGAUGUCGGAGGAUUUUCUCAGCGACGAGAGUUGGAAAGUGCUCCGGGGAAAGAAGAGAGUGAUCGCUUGCAUUCUGGUCUUUCUGGGUGCAUUUUGCAUGAGUUUGGUCGGAGCUUGGGCGUAA